UAUGAGCAGAUGCUGGAGUUAUAACCCCUGCAGUUUCAAGCCAUUGUACAAGACAACAUAAAUCUUUUACGAUCACUCGUUUUAAGAGAUUAUUACUAAUCGAUGCAUAUCUCUAAAUAAAAUAAUGUACGGAGUAGUUAUUUUCUUAUUGGGACCCUAAUUAAAGGCAUAGAAAGGGACCGCAGAAAGUAGUCAACAAUGCUUUUAAGGUUCAAUUUGAUGUUUAAUGGGAAAAAAUGUUGUGCACAUGGGCGGAACAUGAAGGGCACCCAAAUACACAUAACCCAUGGGGGUGAUGGGGUGGUGUCCUUUAAUGCCUAGCUAGGAUCAUACAGUCAUACCUAUUCCCAAUCUAUAAUCUAUUGCAAUUAUUGUUGCUUUCAUUUUCACCCUAGCUUCAAUUGUUUUCUUAUACGGAGUGGAGUAUAAAGAGAAUUGAUUAUUCUCUUUCAUUGUAUAAUGUAAUUGUAAUUUUGAUGCAAUUUAGACUCUUUGGUAACCCUUUUCCAGAGUAAUUUUUAUCAAAUACCUACAUAAUUUUAUUUCACCUACUUUAUAAUAGUGUAAUUAAUCCUUAAUUAGGUUUCCAUAUUUAUUUGUUUCCUAAUGUACUCAGAACUCCUUUUAUUAUAUAUAUGACAUCUAGGCUACCACAAUUGGUAUGCCUUUCUAUUAUUCUCACAUGGUAUCAAGAGCCCUAGGUUUUUAAUUUUUUUACGAUGACUUCUUCCUCUGUCUCAACCGCCGCUGCUAUUUCCGCUCCCAGCACCGCCGCUUCAACCACGCUGGCGUCUGAUGUGCUGGUCUCGAGCGAAGCCCCUCCGGCCGGAUCCCUUACAACAUCGCUACCACCUGAAGUCCUCCACCCCACUUUUCCGUCUGGUGGACUGGUUUCGGGCUCCUCGGUCGACAAUCAGUGGGUCCCGCCAAUAUUUACAUGGACGCCUACACCGCCAACAAUUCGUCCAUCGCCUGUUUUCCAUCUUGAAGCUCAGGCAGAAUCGAGCACCACCGCGGCAGCACGCGAACGGUUUGGUGGGGCUACUUUAUCGGGCACUCCCAGUCUCCUUAUGCCUCAUGCGAUCAAUCCUAUUGGUCGGGGCCAACAAAAUAAUUCUAUUCCAGUUUCGUUCUCUGCUUUGGCACAAGGUAUGACUCUUGGAUCCGCAAUCAAUCAGAUUGUCACCACUAAAUUAUUAAAGGUUGAAGAUUACUUACCAUGGCGCACUCAGUUUGAGUCGUUCUUGGUAGCGAAUGGUGUUUUAGGAAUCCUUGAUGGUUCUCUUCCGGCCCCGCCUCUAAAUACCUAUGAUUUAUAUCAGGCCCCUAUAAUGAAUCCUGAAUAUUAUCAUUGGUUAAAACUGGAUCAAACUAUUCGUGCCUGGUUAUUUGCUACUCUCUCUCGCGAAGUUUUGAUGGAAGUUCACACUCUUAAAAAUUCUACUUCUAUCUGGCAAAAGUUGGAAUCCCGAUUUAUGGCGGCCAGUCUUGCUCGUUCCAUGGAGCUCAAACAUCAGUUAUCACACACCAAAAAGAAGGCCAGUCAGUCCAUGGAAGAGUAUGUCCGUGGAAUUCAGACCAUCGCGGACAAUCUAGCUUCCAUUAAUUCCCCGGUUUCUGAUUCUGAUCUUUUACAUUAUACACUCUAUGGAUUAGGACCGGGUUAUGAAUCGCUUGUUGGACCGCUAACACUCUUCCCCGAAGGACUUACUUUUGACAAGUUAUGCACCAAGUUGGUCCAUCAAGAGGCACGAUUACAAUACCAACAGUCUCUUGAUUUAUCAAUUGGUGCCCCUGCCUUUUCGGCCCAAUCAUCGUCUGAAGGAGCUCCAGCCGUAGCUCAUGCCGCCGGCCAUCAACAGCAAAAUCGUGGGGGGCGUGGAGGCCGCCGUGGACGCGGACGCGGGCGCGGCCGUGGACGUUACCAUCAGCAGCCAUCGAUUUUUGGUCAGCCACCACCAGGGUACGGCCAGCAACCUCCAGCGCCCGGACAACAUUCCCAGCAGUUCGGUCAGCGUCCUCCAUUCCAGCAGCAACAUUCUUCCGGCCGAGGACAGCAGUACAACAAUUUAAUGGGUCAACCUGGUACAGUCUUUUGUAAUUCAGUUGCGUCAUCGUUUUAUACUCCUGCUCUAUCUACCUUUUGUACUAACAAUGUUUCUGCAGGAUUCCCCUCUUUUGAGAAUAAUUUUGGUUCCGUACCACCACCCGUUGUCUGCCAAAUCUGUCAUUCUCCAGGUCAUUCAGCUGUUUCGUGUUCAUCUCGUUUUUUACAAUCUAAUACUCCUGCACUAGCUGUUCCCACUGGUGAAUCCACUCCCGCUGUUUGGUAUCCUGAUUCCGGGGCUUCCGCUCACAUGACCGCUAAUGAAGGACAAAAUUUCGGGGAAGGUGCUUCUUCAAGCUUCCAGUAAUGGAGGUGUUUAUCCUAUUUCUCUGUCAGCCUGUUCACCGGUCGCUCUCAUCUCACAUGUUGCCUCUGGACCAGUCUGGCAUCGUCGGUUGGGACACUGUGGCAGUCGUAUUUUAGAACGUCUUAGGAAGUCUGGCAAUCUACUUAGUACUUCCCAAUUUUCUCAUAAUUGUAUUUCUUGUCGCCUAGGAAAAUCACAACGGUUACCUUUUCAAGAAGUUUGGCAUAAAUCUACUGCUCCUUUAUUUUUAAUUCAUUCUGAUGUUUGGCAAUCUCCAGUUCUGUC
Molecule: messenger RNA, 2699 nt
Organism: Cuscuta epithymum
Lineage: Eukaryota; Viridiplantae; Streptophyta; Magnoliopsida; Solanales; Convolvulaceae
Source: the annotation of a GenBank genome assembly